AUUUGCCGUAGAAGGGAAAAAGAAGGCCUGAGAAAAUGCGCGAAAGGGAACGAUUUCUUCCGUAGCUUUGCACAGGGUGCGUUCAGCAGAGUAGAGCCAGUUUAUUAUUGUUUCGUUUGGUGCAAUUAAUUGGAGAGCAGCUUGCCGUAAACAUGGAUCCAAACGUACGCUUUCAACCAUUGAUUAGUUCGAUACAGAAGGUGGCCCUAUUCGAGACGAAGGCGAAACUCUACCUUAUCGGGAGCAACAGCAAGGAGACGCGAUUCCGCGUGCUAGAGAUUGAUAGGCGUGCGCCGGAACUUUCGAUUUAUGAAAAUCCAAACGAGCUCGAAAAGGGAGACAUACGCAAGUUCGUGCAAUCCCGUUCGUUCAUCCGAUCAAUCAGUGCGUACGGCGUUCUGGGGUUUGUGAAGUUCCUCGAAGGAUACUAUCUGAUACUGGUGACGAAGCGCACGCGAUGUGCCUUCAUUGGCAAGCAUAUUAUCUACACCAUCAAGGAUACGGCCAUGAUUCGCGUGAACGAAGCGUCGAGCAAACAGAUGCACCCGCUGGAGCAGCGUUACGUGAAGAUGUUCAACAAUGUGGAUCUGAACAGCAAUUUCUAUUUCAGCUACAGUUACGAUCUUACCCACAGCUUGCAGUACAAUCUUUCCGCUCCCAAGUUUGUCGGUAGCCGGUGCGACAUUGUAAAGGACGAGCCGCUGGUUUGGCAGAAUCGAACGGGCGAAAAAAUGACGUACGCCUUCCGAGGAGUGUCUCGCGAACGGUUCGUCUGGAAUGCGUUUCACCUGAAGCCGAUGCGAGACGUCGUGCACAAAGACUGGAUGCUGGAGAUCAUACACGGCUUUAUCAGUCAGUCCAGCAUCAGUAUCUUUGGUCGGCAGGUGUACGUGUGCUUGAUAGCGAGACGCAGCACACGCUACGCCGGAACACGAUUCCUGAAGCGCGGUGCCAACUUUCACGGCGACGUAGCGAACGAGGUGGAAACGGAGCAGAUCGUGCUGGACGGCAAUCGAAUGUGCAGCUUUACGCAGCUGCGCGGAUCGGUUCCGUCGCACUGGUCGCAAGACGUUAGCAAAAUGGUGCCGAAGCCACAGAUUGCGAUCGAUCUGUCGGAUCCGUUCGGCGAAACGGCGGGCAAGCACUAUCAGCGAUUGAUGUUUCAUUACGGCGCACCCGUCAUUAUACUGAACUUGGUGAAAACGAGGGAAAAGCGUCGGCACGAAAGCCUACUGAGUGAGGAAAUGUACUCGACCGUUAGCUACUUGAACCAGUUUCUGCCUCCGCAUCUUCGCAUACGGUACAUCGAUUUCGAUAUGGCACGCAAAAGCCGCGGCACGGGGAACGUCAUGGAGAAGCUGGCCAAGAUCGCGGAAACGGUGAUCCAGCAGACGGGAAUGUUUUAUUCGGACGACGAGCGAAGCCAAAAGCAGACUGGCAUAGUGCGGGUCAACUGCGUCGACUGUCUGGAUCGCACCAAUACGGCACAGUUUGCGAUUGGCAAGUGCGUCCUAGCCCAUCAGCUGUACGAUUUGGGGUUCUUGAAGGAGCGCAAACUAGAGUUCGAGUCGGACUGUAUCACGAUGCUCGAGAAUCUGUACGAAGACCAUGGUGAUACGCUGGCCUUGCAGUACGGCGGGUCGCAGCUGGUUCACCGGAUAAAAACAUACCGCAAAACGGCCGUAUGGGCGUCGCAGGGUAAUGAUAUCAUGCAAACGCUCAGUCGCUAUUACAGCAACACUUUCAGCGAUACGGAGAAACAGCACAGCAUCAAUCUGUUCCUGGGUUACUACAUUCCUUCGAAGGCGGAGGUGAACAAAACGCUUCACAUUUGGGAUCUGGAAACCGAUUUCUACAUACAUAACUCUCGUUUCGAUGAGAUACGGCAGAUAUCGUCCAUUCCGCUCACCCAAUGGGUCAGUCCGUUUGUGAUGAACUGCCUGCCCGCCGCAGUGAGCGACGAGAAUCGUGUCGUGAAGGAGCUGAUCAAGAUACACUCGAAUGAUGCGGAAAUUAUAGACUACUACUCAAACUUCCACUACGACUAUAAGCUGACCUCCUUCGAAGAGCAUAUCGACUAUCAGCUGAGCCAUUUGUCGCGAAACCUUGCGCCUGCCUUCCGGUCCCACUUCAGCCCCUUCGAGCCGAUCCGCCGACAGCAAAGCACGGCACUGAAGAAUCCUUCACUGACGGGCCAAUCGUCCACUAGCUCGGCCAACAGUUCAUCUUCCGAUCGAUCGGACGAUGAGUCAGAAUCGGACGAGGAGGAAAAAAGCAGCAACAACCGCAACACAGCACCGAGCAGCAGCACCAACAGUAGCCGUGCAGAGGAUCCCGUCACGCUCAGUUCCAUGUUUCCGAUGACGAACGACAUAUACGGGUUUGAAAUACGAAUGCCAAAAAAGGCGGACAUGCUAAAGUACGAAAAGUAUGCCGAAAUCAACCGCAUCUGUAACUCAACCGGAGAGCCGGCAAGACCGUCCUCUCCGCAUCAGUACAACCGCCAUGCCCAGAUGAACGAGAGUGGCGGACUAUCGAUAUACAACAACGAAAUCAUCAUCGCUAGCGUGACGCCGGAGAAGGACAUUCAGAACGAUAUUGUGAUUCCGACCGUAAGUGAUGAGAGUAAAGCAAUCUACGAGAAGUACUGCAUGCUGAAGCACACCAUCAUGUACGACUUUCGCUGCGACCCAAAGAUACUGGAGUACGUGAAUAUGUUUGCAUAAGUAAGGGCGAGAAGUCAAUAAACCAAACGCAAUGCCAAUAGAUGUCACCAACAACUUUA
Molecule: messenger RNA, 2785 nt
Organism: Anopheles arabiensis
Lineage: Eukaryota; Metazoa; Arthropoda; Insecta; Diptera; Culicidae
Gene: FIG4
Product: polyphosphoinositide phosphatase
Exons: 4
Coding region: 153-2726 (857 amino acids)
Biological process (GO): phosphatidylinositol dephosphorylation
Cellular component (GO): intracellular membrane-bounded organelle
Molecular function (GO): phosphatidylinositol-3,5-bisphosphate 5-phosphatase activity
Source: RefSeq, a predicted model, not a curated record